Messenger RNA from Spea bombifrons (plains spadefoot toad), 1976 nucleotides. RefSeq names its product pantothenate kinase 3 (gene PANK3). The record is from RefSeq and is a predicted model, not a curated record. Gene Ontology annotation, cellular component: cytosol; nucleus. The transcript has 8 exons. Lineage: Eukaryota; Metazoa; Chordata; Amphibia; Anura; Pelobatidae. Bases 214 to 1326 code for a protein of 370 amino acids. Gene Ontology annotation, biological process: coenzyme A biosynthetic process. Gene Ontology annotation, molecular function: pantothenate kinase activity; ATP binding.
GAAUCCGCCUCAUUAUGAACCGAGGAAGCUAAUUUCGUUAGUAGGCUGUUUCCCCUCUCAGCUGAGCCUUUACAGGCGCUGGUGUAUCUACAGUUACUACCGCGCUCUGCGUCACUGGCGGGCAAUCUUCUUCACGCUCGCCAAAGUGCUGCUGUAGAGACAAAUAUCAUCUUUAAGCCGUUCAGGGAAGGAACCGACGUGUCCGUUUCCAAAAUGAAAAUCAAGGAUGCCAAGAAGCCGUCUUUCCCAUGGUUCGGCAUGGACAUUGGUGGAACGUUGGUUAAGCUUUCUUACUUUGAGCCCGUUGACAUCACGGCAGAAGAAGAACAGGAAGAAGUAGAAAGUCUCAAGAGCAUCCGGAAAUAUUUGACGUCAAAUGUAGCCUAUGGCUCUACGGGCAUUCGGGAUGUCCACCUGGAGCUCAAGGGCUUGACCCUGUUUGGUAGAAGAGGAAAUAUGCACUUCAUUCGAUUUCCAACUCAAGACCUACCCACGUUUAUUCAGAUGGCUAGGGACAAAAACUUCUCCACGCUGCACACUGUUUUGUGUGCAACUGGUGGUGGUGCCUAUAAAUUUGAAGAAGAAUUUCGGACGAUUGGGAAUCUUCAGUUGCACAAGGUGGAUGAACUGGAGUGCUUGGUCAAAGGCUUGUUGUAUAUAGACUCGGUCCGUUUUAAUGGACAGGCAGAGUGCUAUUAUUUUGAAAAUGCCUCCGACCCAGAGAGAUGCCAGAAGAUGCCUUUCAAUCUAGAUGACCCAUAUCCUCUUCUCAUUGUAAACAUUGGUUCUGGAGUCAGCAUACUUGCAGUACACUCCAAAGACUGCUUCAAAAGAGUAUGUGGGACAAGUCUAGGUGGUGGAACCUUCCUUGGACUCUGCAGUUUGUUGACCGGCUGUGAAAGCUUUGAGGAAGCUCUGGAAAUGGCUUCAUCUGGAGACAGCACCAAUGCGGAUAAACUAGUCCGAGACAUAUACGGUGGAGACUACGAAAGAUUUGGACUACCUGGCUGGGCAGUAGCUUCAAGUUUUGGGAACAUGAUUUACAAAGAUAAGCGGGAUACUGUUAGUAAAGAAGACCUCGCUCGAGCCACUUUGGUAACCAUAACAAAUAAUAUUGGAUCAGUAGCACGGAUGUGUGCAGUUAAUGAGAAAAUAAACCGAGUUGUGUUUGUUGGAAAUUUUCUUCGUGUCAAUACCCUUUCAAUGAAGCUUCUUGCGUAUGCACUGGAUUAUUGGUCGAAUGGACAGCUGAAGGCAUUGUUUCUGGAACACGAGGGCUACUUUGGAGCUGUCGGUGCCCUACUUGGACUGCCAAAUUUCUCUUAAGCAAGUAUUUGUGCAUCAAAAGUUAAUUCCUCAAACUGUUUGGUUUACACCAAAAGACAUAACUGUUUUUUGCGAGCAGUUACUUUACCUUUCGAAAUUUUGAUGAGCUGCUGAAUCGUGCCAUAAAGGAAACCUGGCAACCAUCUUCUGUGACCAUCCCUUACCUAUUACUGUGUUUCCUUUUAGGUGUAUAUAUUCACGUAGUGUCUAUAGAAGGCACAAUACUAUACAUCAAAGCUACGUAAUGUACAGCAAUGUAUAUGCUGUUUCCUAGCCGUGGCUUUUUCAACAGAAUACAUGGUCUAUCAACAACAUUGAGGCACAGAAAAUACCAUAUGAAUUCUGAAUUGUCCUGAUUUUGACCAGAUGUGGCUGAAGAACACUUGUAUUCAUUCGCAUUCAUUCCUUCAUUGUGAUGAAAAGGGUACUUACAAGUUAUUCGAAUUUUUUUUAACGUAAGCUUUUUUGUACUUUUCCCUUUUCAUGAAUAGAUAUUGCACUUGGAUUACCUUCUCCCAUUUUUGCUUUUUAAUGCUCCUGAAAUAGUUUACCUUAAUUUUAUGUCAGUUGGCAUAUGUGGGUUUUUGUCGAAUGCAUUAGAUAUUAUGUUGGGUCUCAUUGUACUGUGCCAGCAACCAGUUUCCACAAAA